This is a messenger RNA of Labeo rohita (rohu), 2272 nucleotides long. RefSeq names its product family with sequence similarity 8 member A1a (gene fam8a1a). The record is from RefSeq and is a predicted model, not a curated record. The coding region runs from base 90 to 947 and encodes 285 amino acids. The transcript is spliced from 5 exons. Lineage: Eukaryota; Metazoa; Chordata; Actinopteri; Cypriniformes; Cyprinidae.
UCAGUGAGCAGUUGUUAUGGCCGCCGCCUGAGCCGAUUAGCUUCUUCAGUAAGUGGAAGUCUAAAUAAGAUUUUUGUAAAGAAGUAAACAUGGCAGCGAAGAAUAAUGCGGAAGAAACGGUGAAAAACGGCCAAGGGUCCGAUGACAAUGACAACAUGACAACGACUGAAUACUGCAAGCGGCUGCAGCAGUGGAUGUGGCGCUAUUACAGUGGCUAUGUGAGCUGGCAGAGCUGGGUGUUCAUGUCCGCGCCGCUCUUUCCUCCGCCUCAGUUCGGUUGCCAGGCACCCGGCGGCAGCUUCGCGACGCCCGCUGACAUCGCCGCAUGGUAUAACCAGAUGAGCAGCCCACCAUCCAGCCGUCCAGCGGCCACUGCCACAUCCAGCACUGCUGAGAGAGGGCCAGCACAGCCUGCAGGUAGAGAGUACACCAUCCCUUCCCCUCUCCGUAGAUUUCUGGCUGAAACUGUGGAUUUCUUCAUUCUCUUCUGUGUUAAGGCAACCAUAGUGUUGUGGAUCAUGCAUCUCAGUGGAAUGAAAGAUAUCUCCAAAUUCAUGAUGCAGUUUAUCGUGGAGGAGAUUGAUGAGAACACAUCACUGGAGGACCUGCAGAAGAUGAUGGUUGUGGCUUUAGCGUACAGAGUGCUAGUGUGUGUCUAUGAAAUCAUCUGUAUUUGGGGAGCUGGAGGUGCCACUCCAGGAAAGUUCCUCCUGGGGCUUCGAGUCGUCACAUGUGAUUCAACAGUCCUAGUGCAGCCGAAUCGGGUUUUGGUGGUACCAGCAACAAGUGUCAGCUUAUCUGCAUCCACAGUACGGGCUUUAAACAAAAACUUCUCCAUCGCCUUUCUGUUCCCUAUCUUUAUCACGUUACUGUUUUUCCAGCACAACAGAACUGUUUAUGACGUUGUGGCUGGAACCAUCGUGGUUCGGAGGAGAAGAGCCAGAUGACCAGCCUGAUCAUGUCAAAACAGCAUCAAGUGCUUUCAAAUGUUCUCAGUACUUUAUUUGAAUAAUAUCCCUAUAGUAUUUCCUGCAGAUUUGCACUAAUGAUCCAUGUAUUAAAGUCUGUUCACAUAGCUAUUGUUUACAGCACUGAGAAAUAUCUGCUUUCUUACAAAAGUCACUGAUCCCUCAACAAGACAGUAUUUCAUGUUGAAUGAUGAGAGAUAUCAAACUCCAGACACGUGUUUUAUGUAGACGUGGAAUGUUUCACUCUAAACACCAGCUUAAUCCACAAGGUUUUCAUAACUUUUCCCCAGAAGCUUUACGGCCCAGACGAGUCUGUUAUUAAUCUUACUAAAGGCAGGGAAGUGAGCUCGGCACUCAUCGCAUAUCCUUCCACACAUGCACGCAGACGUCUGGAAUGUUCCAUUCCUGUUGUCAAUUCAGUCAGUGGCUGAUAUGCCUUACUACAUUUCUUGGGGUUUCUUGAAAACCUGUUUUAUGUGGCGUAUGAUUCAGUUCUGAUCUUUGAAAUGUGAAAGGGUUAAGUAUUGUGUACUUUACAGUACUUAGCAUGCCAAACACAUCAGCUGUUUUUAUUUAUCAUUGUGCAUGUUCAAAAAACUAUAUUUAAAUUCUUUAAGACAAGAUUUGAUACUGAACAGCAGUGUAUUCACCAUUUUACUUAUGUAUUUCAUGCACAAAUAUUAAAUCAAACUGGCAUGUGGCUAAAUUAAAUCAACUUCUCUGGGAUACAUUAUCUUUCUCAUGUCAUAACAAGUGAUUAGAGAAAAAUUUUGUACAUUUUUCAAAAACACAGAUGUCACAGACUACCUUUACUACCUUUCUGGGCCUUGAACGUGGUAGUUGCAUUGCUGUCUAUGCAGGGUCAGAAAGCUCUUGGAUUUCAUCAAAAAUAUCUUAAUUUGUGUUCUGACGAUGAAUGUCUUACGGAUUUGGAUUGAUAUGAGGGUGAGUAAUUAAUGACUGAAUUUCAUUUUUGGGUGAACUAUCUCUUUAAGCAUGAACCUAUGCAUAAUGAAAACAAAAAGUACUUCUUGAUAACCACUAGGUGGUGAUAUGUGUUCAUAAAUGCAAGCUGUAGCCCUAAUCUGACAAUGACAGUGGAGAGUUCUUCGAAAUGCAAAGCAAAUGUCCUUUGGCAUGGUUCAGUUACAGAGUCACAUUCCACAGAUAGUGACAGUCCACACGUUCUCACAAACAAAAAAUGUUUCCAAUCUGAUCUCAUGCCAAUCAGGCAGCAAAAUUGCAGUGUUCUGGUAAGAAUGACUCACCAUUGAUUUAGAUCUUUGAAAUAAAAACUACAUCUG